Molecule: messenger RNA, 7375 nt
Organism: Mytilus californianus (California mussel)
Lineage: Eukaryota; Metazoa; Mollusca; Bivalvia; Mytilida; Mytilidae
Product: ras-related protein Rab-39B-like
Exons: 2
Coding region: 89-736 (215 amino acids)
Cellular component (GO): Golgi membrane
Molecular function (GO): GTPase activity; GTP binding
Source: RefSeq, a predicted model, not a curated record
CCGGAAGCUGAUCAGAAAAUGUAAACAAACUUAUCUUAUCUAGAAUGUUAACUUGAUUCUUUUAAAAACAAGUAAUUCGCUAGAAAAUAUGGUAGAGCCAAUAUUCGAUUUUCAGUUCAGAGUUAUACUGAUCGGAGACAGUACCGUUGGUAAAUCGUCAUUGUUGAAAUACUUCACAGAUGGGAAAUUUUCAGACGCAUGUGAUCCAACUGUUGGGGUUGAUUUUUAUGCACGUUUGAUUGAAGUGAAUCCUGGUGUCCGGGUAAAACUACAGCUUUGGGAUACUGCUGGACAAGAACGAUUUAGGUCCAUUACAAGAUCUUACUAUAGGAAUUCAGUGGGGAUUUUAAUCGUAUUUGACAUAACUAAAAGAAAAAGCUUUGAGAAUAUUACUCAAUGGUUAAAAGAGUCAAGGGAACAGACAGAACCACAUAAAGGUGUGUACUUAAUUGUUGGUCACAAAUCUGAUAGAGAUGAUGAACGACAAGUCACAACUAGAGAAGGUAAAAUGUUUGCGGAGAGUAAUGGACUAAGAUAUAUUGAGACAUCUGCUAGAAAUGGACAGAAUGUGGAGGAAGCGUUUCUUUUAUUAGCCCGUGAAAUACAUAAACUGAUACAAGAUGACAAAUUACAUGUAGAAGAAGGUUGGGAUGGUGUGAAACACGGAUUUUCUAGACCACCGAAAGAACCAUUCCAUGUCGUAGAGGGUGAACCAGAAGGGAGUGGUUGCUGUUAAUAAAAAUAAUAUAUAGGUGUAGAAUAGAAAUCUGAUUUAUUUUACCAAUUGUUAAAAAUAUUGUAAAACUACAGCAAUGUGAUCGAUAAUUUCGUGCACAGCCAGUCAAAUCAUAACAAUGUGUAGUUUAAGUUCAAUGUGCCUAUAUGAAAGCGACAUCAACUCAUAGUUAUUAAAACGAAAACAAAGUGAACAAGUGAAAAACGAAAUAAUGAUGUCUGUCAGAAAUACCAUUUCCUUUUAUUUAUCCCAAAUGUUAUUGUACAAAAAUGUUGUACAUGUACAUGGUAUACAAAUUAAAAAAAAACUGUUAUCAAACUCUGAAGGUCACUUUGGAAAGAAAUAUUUUCAAGUAUAAUUUAUCCAUGAAGAAUUAAUACUGAAAACCUGUUUGAGAGGGAACACAUUUUGCUCGAAGAACAGAGACUUGAUAUGAUAAGUGGCAUUUUUUAACUUCUUUUGAAUUAAAUGAUUAUUUUUACUGAAUUCCUACAUUCUAAUAAAAAACAGGAACAACAUUUUCCUCAGAAAUUUUUAGAACUUUUUGUCGAGCCUUCGACUUUUGUCGAAAAAGCGAGACAUAGCGAUCCUACAUUCCGUUGGCGUCGGCGGCGGCGGCGUCCACAAAUAUUCACUCUGUGGUUAAAGUUUUUGAAAUUUUAAUAACUUUCUUAAACUAUCCUGGAUUUCUACCAAACUUGGACAGAAGCUUGUUUAUGAUCAUAAGAUAAUAUUCAAAAGUAAAUUUUGUAAAAAAAAAAUUCCAUUUUUUCCGUAUUUUACUUAUAAAUGGACUUAGUUUUUCUGCCAGGAAACAUUACAUUCACUCUGUGGUUAAAGUUUUUGAAAUUUUAAUAACUUUCUUAAACUAUCCUGGAUUUCUACCAAACUUGGAAAGAAGCUUGUUUAUGAUCAUAAGAUAGUAUCCAGAAGUAAAUUUUGUAAAAAAAAAUUCCAUUUUUUCCGUAUUUUACUUAUAAAUGGACUUAGUUUUUCUGCCAGUUAACAUUACAUUCACUCUGUGGUUAAAGAUUUUAAAAUUUUAACAACUUUCUUAAACUAUCCUGGAUUUGUACCAAACUUGGACAGAAGCUUGUUUAUGAUUAAAAGCUAGUAUCCAGAAGUAAAUUUUGUAAAAAAAAAAAUCCAUUUUUUCCGUAUUUUACUUAUAAAUGGACUUAGUUUUUCUGCCAGUUAACAUUACAUUCACUCUGUGGUUAAAGUUUUUAAAAUUUGAACAACUUUCUUAAACUAUCCUGGAUUUGUACCAAACUUAGACAGAAGCUUGUUUAUGAUUAAAAGCUAGUAUCUAGAAGGAAAUUUUGUUCCAUUUUUUCCGUAUUUUACUUAUAAAUGGACUUAGUUUUUCUUCCAGUUAACAUUACAUACAGUCUGCAGUUUAAGUUUUUAAAACAUUUAUUAGAUUCAUAAACUAUCCUGGAUUUUUACCAAACUUGGACAGAAGCUACUUACAAUCAAAAGAUAGUAUAGAGAGGAAUAUAUUUAUUAAUUUUUUUCCUCAUUUUUGCUGAGCCUGUGAUUAACAGCAAAAAGUAGGCGAGACACUGGGUUCCGCGGAACCCUUACGAUUUUUUUUUUAAUAUAAAUAUUAUUAUUACAUUUUCAGGCAAAAAGAUUAUAGUUCAUAAAAAAUGUUCUCUGAUUUUAUUUCUCCAAGUUGACAAACUUUGAAAAGCUUUCAGUCUUGUAAAGUUUACUCUCAACUGAAAUGAAAGGCCCAAUUUUAAACAAAAUAGGAAAACAUUUACAUUUUGAAAAAUGCACCUGAUUGUUCCUUGUCUAUGCUUUGAUCAGAUUUAACUUCACACUAUACAUGCAGAUCAAAGCAAAAAUGUACUUAAUAGUUGUCAUGUUAAUGUUGUCAAUAUUUAAAAAAAAUAUGUUAUAAAUCACAAUCUUAUUAAGAAAUAUUCAUUGUUUGCAUUUCUAAACUGCUUUUAUCUAUAUAAUUUGAAGUCAAAUAUUGAUUUAAAUGUUCUGAUUGUUGAGCAACCUUUAAAUAAAACCAUUUGACCAAUAUACACAUUAACCUGUAAAUGUAGCUGAUUUUUAUUAUCAUUUAGUAGUGCUAUUUUGUCUCAAUAUUUAUAUAUAUUUAAGAAUUACAUAUUAUGUUUUAAAUUAUUAUCCAUUUAUGGGAAUGAACUGCUACUUUUUUUUUUUUUUUUGUAUAUUAGUGUAUGUAAUUGCAGAAUAAUUGUACCAGUGAAAUUCCAACGGAUGAAAGAUAUCAGAGUAAGAAAUAACUGCAAUUAACUUAAAUUGUUUGAUGAAGUGUAGCAAUCUGUAUAUGAUACAUUGUUUGUUGUUAGAGAAUCACCUUUGUUAAAUAACCUUUGUUAUUUAGUUGUGUCUUAUGUAGGUAGGAAAGUUUUGUUUUCAUAUCAUUUUAUUAUAAUUCAGGGCAUUUUUAUAGCGCUGAUGAUCGUUUCGUUUGCAUUUGAAAGAAAGUUUGAUAUGAUUAAAAUAUUUUGAAGCAAAGAAAUAAGAUUAGCUGAUGUAAAUUAUUGACAAGGAAAAUUUUUUUAUGAUGGAGAGAUUUAAAAAAAAUUUAAAAUAUGGUUAACAUUGUUAUACAGUUUAAUCCAGAAUUUUUUAAACACCCGGUUUAUAACAUUAUAAAAGUGGAACCCUUUGCAUGUUAGAUUCAGGUCUUUUAAAUGUAGAUUAUAAAUUUAUGGUUAUAAUUUACAUGCAUACAUACGUGUAUACAUAAUUUUGUGAUCCUGUUCAUCAAGAAAAAUAUUUUCUAAUUCCAUAUUUAUUCAAUAUUCUAUAAGUUUUUGUGUUUGUCUUCUUCAAGGGUGGAAAAGGGGGGGUCUGAACAUGGAAACACGUGAAAUUAAAAUCGCAAAAACAUUGCAUGGAAAAUAAAAAUCAGGGAAAACGAAGCAGAGAAAUAAAAUUGUAAAUAUUAAGGAAAAAGUACUAGAAGUUAUUUCUCAGCCGUUCUUGGAGAUCAUGCAGUCAUUAUUAAUGGACAUCAAAGUAUAAUAAUGCAUUCAACAAUGUGUUUUGAAUUUUCCUCCAUUUCAACUUAUUGAUACUGUUAUUUAAGUACUUAUAGGCUAUUAAUGAAGAGAGCAAUUAAUAUCCUGGGAACAGGUGAGUUCAUCAUUAAUACAUAAUUUAAAACAAUAUCUGGGCUGACUUUGAAUUUGUCCCAGUUUACUUUUUAAUCAAAUGUGGGACAAACAGGAGAAAGUAAGAGUACUGACAUGAAACACGGAAAAUAAAUAAGGAGAAACACGAAGCACGCUCAUCGACCCAAACACGAGAAAACGAGAAAUAAAACAUCAAUACACGAAUACACGUAAAAUAAAACGGCCUAAAACGUUGCAAGAAAAUAACCCUUUACCACCCUCCUCUUUAUAUUUUUAAUUAUUCAAAAUAUGUAUUUUUCAAAGUCCUUUAUCAUUGUUUUUUGUGUACUAACAUACUGAAAUGAUCUAUACCAUUCAAACUUAGUUCAACUACCCAAUGUGCAGUUUUUACCCCAAACUUACUUAUAGCCAAUUCACUGCUGAUUUUUUUGUUAUCUCAUCCAUGUGUACUGGUAAUAUCAAUGGAGAUGAGAAAAAAGUACAAAUUUUCCUGUGUCAUAGUAAAAGUUGAAGGUUAAGUUUUCUGAAUGCAUGAAUAUACAAUGCUUUAGUUUUAAGUGUGUGUAGUGUUCACUGUUUAUAUAUGCCUCAUUUUUGUUUGGCAGAACACCUGUCUCUGUGCAUUUAACGUCUCAUUCAUGAAUUGUCGUCCAGAUUUAGAAAUCCUCUUUCAACAAUUGGUUCCAUAUCCUUUACAUGUUAUUUCAAUAUACAUGUAUAUUAAAAUAAGUAUUCACUAAAAAUGAAUGAAGGGAGAAUUUGAGACUCUCUGCUUAAUUAUGAUCCAGUGAAUUCAAAAUUUCCACAAUAUUCCAUGUUCAGGUUUUCUAUAUAUAUAAAGGUAAAAUAACUAAUUUUGUUAGACUGUCGACACAAGUUGAUAUUUGAGAAGUCUUGUGUUUUGAUUUUGGUGAACAGAAAAAUCAGAAGUUGGUAACUAUUUUGAUUUGGGGAGGGGCCUUAUAUAAAUAUAACAAAUAUUACAUUAAUAAUAAUAUUACAUUAAUAAUAAUACAUGCAAUUGUUGGCACAGUCAUAUUUUUGCUUACAGGCAAGACAUUUUCUUUGCUUACAGAUUUUAUGAUUAUUGUUUAAGCAUAAUACUCAUGGGCUUUGGUGCAAUUUGUUCUAUAUAUUUUAGUUUCUGCUUUAAUUAUUGUAUCAAGUAUACAUGUACUACUUCAUAUAAGUUAUAUGGAAUUGAAGAAAUGUGUGAGUGUGUAUGUUUGUGUGAAAUGAGGUUAAUUUAAUGAAAAAAAUUCCUCAUUAAGGUCAAAAGAUUAUUGUUAUAUGUAUAUAUCUUUGGUAAGACCCUUAGAGUAAUUUCUUACUUCAUCAGUGAAUAAAAGAAUGUUUUACUAAAAUAAAAGCUAAUUCAGAAUCAGACAAAUGUUAAGAGCAAAGAUACUAUAAUUAUUUUGUUGAUAAUCUGGCAUAAUUAAUUAACACCAUAUUCUUUUUGUUCCAAUGUAAUUAUUUGUCCUUCUAUAUCUUUGAAAGUCCAAUUGGUCUUUCAAUCAAGAGAACUCUAUAAUGAUAUAUUUAUACAUUUAACCAUAAAAAUAAGCACUAGAAUUAUAUAUUACAUAUAAGUAUAUUGAGCUCAAAGGAUGGAUCAAAUCUAAAUUAAUAGGAAGAUAAAAUACCGGUUCAUUGACUUGACUUUUAUGACUUACAAUUUUAGCAUGUUUAUUAUUGAUUGAUAUAUAUCAAUUGAAUUUUGACUACAUGUAUUAUUUUAUUGUUCAAAAUUUUAUAAUUUAUAUGAGGCUGACCAUUCUUAUUUAUUCAUCAUAUUAAUUUAGAAUCAAAUGAAUUGGAUAUCCAACUACUUAAAACAUUAAAGUACUAUAUCAUAUGUUUUACUGGUAUACUUUUUUUUCUAUAUAUUCAUAUAUAUAAUAUAUCCCAUAUAUUUAUAUUUAGUUAAAAAAGUUUAUUAUUACUAUAUCUUUAAGUGAUGUUUGCAUCCACAUAGAUGUCUAUAUGAUUAUUGAUUUUUGCAGUAGCCUAUUUAUGUUAUAUGAAAAAGGUUGAUGUUUCAGGAAUAUUUGGAGUUUAAAAUAUCAAUUGCUAGAUGGACAAAACAAUUGGUUAUGUAUAUUUUGUUGAGGACUUGCAAUUAUUGUUUUUUUCUAGCCUCAAAACCAACGAAAUUGCACUUAAAUGUUUUGAUUAGCAUGAAAAAUGCUGCAUUUCUAAUGUUGCCAAUGAUUCAAUGUUAAUAGUAUUAUGCCUCAUGUAUCUGAUAACAUUGGUAAGCGCCAUAUGUGAUUUUUUGGCAAUUAUUGUGUGGUUCUGUCCUAUAAUAUUCAUGAAAUAUUUGCUACUGGAUAUUAAUUAGCAUGCCAAAAAUAUUUUUCUUGUAAAGUUAUACAAAUAAGGACAUUUUAUGUAUUAUAUUUAUUGAAAUAUUGAUUGAUUGAUUGGUGUUUAAUGCCACUUUCAGCACUAUUGCGCUAUUUCGUGGUGGUCAGUUUUUGUUAGUGGAGAAAGCCAGAGUGCAGGAGAGAACCAGACCUUCGGUAGAUUAACUGACAAUCCUAGUCAAUUAAGAUUGGAGUCAAACGCACCUGCCAUAUGUGGGAUUCAAAUCCACAACCUUAGUGUUGACAGGCUAGUGAUACAGUAGUUGGCCUAGUAGCCAAUGACAAGACUGGAAAAACUGCCCAAAAAAUCAAGAACAUUUACAAAAAUUUGGUAUUUGCUUUGCUUUUAGUUUCAUUAGAAACCCUGGUGACAUUAUUUAUUUAUUACUAUUAAAGUUUUAUGAAAGUUUUAUAACUUAGUAUAGUAGUAAUUUUAGUUUUAUACAAAGAUAAAACUAUUAACCUACCCAUGUAUUGUAUUUUAUAUAUCCAAAAUAAUCCAACAGUUUCCCACCUAUCCAUUAGUUCAUGUGUUAGAUAAAACUUACGGACAAUAUCACCAAAAGUCAACGAAUGCAAGUUGUCUUUGCCUAUAACAUUCAAUUAUGGAUGCAUCAUAUUAAGUUACAGGCAAGUGUUUAAACUUGUCUGCAAAUGACCUAUAUUUAAGGAAUGACUGUCUAUGAAGAAAUAACAUAAAAAAUGUGGUGCACACUGAAUAACCUGCGUAGCAGAUUAUUUAAAAGUGUGCACCACAAUUUUUAGGUUAUUUCGAAUAGAAAGAAAAAAUAUUACAGCCAUUCCUUAUAACUUAAUUCUAAAUUCCAUCUUUAAGGAGUAAAUCAUGAAAAAACGUUGACGUCAUGCUCACAUGACAAAAUUAGGUCUAUGAGCUGAUAGACAAACAUUUCACCAAUCAGAAGACAUGUUACAUCCAAAAUUAAAUUAUUUGAAUAUAAAGCUUUAUAAUUGUUGUUAUUACUGCCAUUUUAUAUGUUCUUUGUGAUAUGAAUUUAUUUUUAAAUGGCUUACAAAAUCUGAAAGCCAGUAUUUAUGAAUCGCCUGGAUUCAAUUUUGGUUGUAUUAAUGUACAAGUAUAAAUGUAUGCUAAAUAUGUGUGCAAUAAAUCAGUAUUAAGAUUUGAA